UAACUUGGCUUUCCCAUCUAGAAACCCACCACUUUUCUUCUCAUCUUUGAGCUUCUCACAACCUUCACUCUUCCCAUCUAUCCACUGCCUAAAGUUAGGAAAACUAAGACCAACAAAAGCAAAUCAACACCAAUGGCAGCAACCAUAACCACAAUGGCCAUGCUCAAUGCCAAGUGCUUGAGCACCAGCUCCACAAAAAUGCUCAACCCCAUCAAGCCAACCACCAAGCCUAUCUCCCUUCUCUCCAUUCACAACCUCCCAAAGGGCCUUACCUCCUCAAAACCUGUUGAAAAUCUUAACCUGUCAACUUCUCUAACUGGUACUGCCAUUGCUGGAGCCAUCUUUUCAACCUUGAGCUCUUGUGAUGCAGCCUUAGCUGCCCAACAAAUUGCUGAGAUAGCUGAAGGUGACAACCGUGGCAUAGCACUGUUGCUUCCCAUUAUUCCAGCCAUAGCUUGGGUCCUCUUCAACAUUCUCCAACCAGCUCUUAACCAAAUAAACCGUAUGCGUAGCAUCAAGGGAGUGAUCAUUGGGCUUGGGCUCGGAGGUUUGGCUGCAUCAGGGUUCAUGUCAGCACCCCAUGCAUCAGCUAGUGAAUUUGCUACCAUUGCUGCUGAUGCCUCCUCUAGUGAUAACAGGGGACAGCUUCUUCUGAUUGUUGUUGCUCCAGCUAUUGGUUGGGUCCUCUACAAUAUUCUGCAACCAGCCUUGAACCAGAUCAACAGGAUGAGGUCUGAGUGAGUUUUUAUAAUAAGGAUUUUGUGGGAGUAAAUGGCACAAAAGUAACUUGUAAUUGUUCCUUAUAUGUUGUCAAUGAACUUUUUUUCCUUAUUA
Quercus robur (English oak) is the source of this 834-nucleotide messenger RNA. RefSeq names its product photosystem II core complex proteins psbY, chloroplastic. The transcript has a single exon. Lineage: Eukaryota; Viridiplantae; Streptophyta; Magnoliopsida; Fagales; Fagaceae. Gene Ontology annotation, cellular component: chloroplast thylakoid; membrane; photosystem II. The record is from RefSeq and is a predicted model, not a curated record. The coding region runs from base 133 to 741 and encodes 202 amino acids. Gene Ontology annotation, molecular function: manganese ion binding. Gene Ontology annotation, biological process: cell redox homeostasis; photosynthesis.